CAGCACGAUUGGAAUUGUUUUCCAUCUACACCGCUUUGCCAUUCAAGGCCAUGUGAAAAACUUUUCAUUAUUUGUCAACAGUAAACUUAAUACAGUGACCAUGGCAGGCCCUUUAAUUAAAAAGGGUUUGAAUUAUGUCACUAGUAAAGACUUUCGCACGUAUCUUUGCAGGUAUCACUUUUGGGGUCCAGUUGCUAACUGGGGGCUUCCAUUGGCUGCCUUAGGGGACUUAAAAAAAGAUCCUGAAAUCAUCAGUGGUAAAAUGACUUUAGCCCUGACAAUUUACUCCUGUAUGUUUAUGAGAUUUGCAUGGAAAGUACAACCUAGAAACCUGCUACUCUUUGCCUGUCAUUUUACUAAUGUUACAGCUCAGACUUCUCAAGGUGGACGCUUUAUAAACUAUCAGUGA
This is a messenger RNA of Patella vulgata (common limpet), 409 nucleotides long. RefSeq names its product mitochondrial pyruvate carrier 1. Gene Ontology annotation, biological process: pyruvate import into mitochondria. The record is from RefSeq and is a predicted model, not a curated record. Lineage: Eukaryota; Metazoa; Mollusca; Gastropoda; Patellidae. The coding region runs from base 101 to 409 and encodes 102 amino acids. The transcript is spliced from 4 exons. Gene Ontology annotation, cellular component: mitochondrial inner membrane.